AUGCCUCCCUUCGCACCGGCACUUCGUGCCGAAAACUCGUUCACAGGCCAAUCUACUAGCAGCGCCAAGCCCUUCUCCUCCAAAUUUGCUCCCGCCAGCCAUGGGGACCAACCCCGAAGGCUGGCGGUCAUGACCUCGGGCGGCGAUUCGGCGGGUAUGAACGCUGCAGUCCGCUCUGUCGUCAAGAUGGCCAUCUUCCGCGGAUGCGAGGCCUUCGUCAUUCGGGAAGGCUGGGAGGGCCUUGUUCGAGGUAACCAGACGCCAGAGAGCACCCCCUCCGCGACGCCCUCCGUUAGCAGGAGCGCUUCCACCUUUUUCGACACCACCAACACCAAGGGUAAGGCGUCGGACGCCGAACAGCACUCGCAACAUCCCGAACAGUCGGAUUUCGUCCCCACUUAUGGAGAAGGCGAGCUCCUACGCGAAGGUGUGGGAGAGGCGCAGGAAUUGGGUCUCCGUGGUCGAUACAUUAUCCGCGUCGGCUGGGAUGAUGUCCGCGGCUGGAUGGACCAGGGCGGAACCUUGAUCGGUACUGCUCGUUCCAAGACAUUCCGUACGCCCGAGGGCCGAGAGCAGGCUGCCUACAACCUCAUCGUCAACGGCAUCGACGCGCUUGCCGUGUGUGGUGGUGAUGGAAGUCUCACUGGUGCCGACAAGCUGCGCGCAGAAUGGCCCGACCUCGUCGCCUCGCUCAAGGCCAAGAGCAGAAUCACCGAAGAGCAGGCCACCAAGUUUGCCCAUCUCAACAUUGUCGGUCUUGUCGGCUCGAUCGACAACGACAUGGCCACCACCGACAUCACCAUUGGUGCUUCCACCGCUUUGCAACGCAUCUGCGAGGCUGUGGACUCAAUCUCCUCGACCGCUGCCUCGCACUCACGUGCCUUUGUUGUUGAGGUUAUGGGCAGGCACUGCGGUUGGCUCGCACUCAUGGCUGGCAUUGCCACCGGUGCCGACUACGUCUUCAUCCCUGAACGCCCGCCUCAGGGACAGGAGUGGCAUUCAGAGAUGUGCGAGGUUCUCCAAAAACACAGAGACCUCGGAAAGCGAAAGUCGAUCGUCAUCGUUGCUGAGGGUGCCAUCGACCGUGAGCUCAACGACAUCACGCCCGACAUGAUCAAGGACGUUCUCUCCAACGACCUCGGGCUCGACACGCGUGUCACCACCCUCGGCCACACACAGCGAGGAGGCAAACCCGAUGCCAACGACCGUAUCCUUGCCACACUUCAAGGUAUCGAAGCCGUCGAUGCUGUGCUCGAAGCCACGCCCGAGACGCCCUCGUACGUGAUCGGCAUCAGCGAGAACAAGAUCACGCGCAUCCCGCUCAUGUUUGCCGUCGAGCAGACGCAGAAGGUGGCCAAGCUCAUCGAGUCCAAGGACUUUGACGGCGCCCUGGCCCUGCGCGACCCGGAAUUCGCCGAGGGUCUGCGAGCGUUCAAGUACAUCAGCCAGAUCACUGAGGACGAGCGCCUGCCCGAGAAGAAGCGUCUGAGGAUGGGUAUCGUCAACGUCGGUGCUCCGGCCGGCGGAAUGAAUGCUGCCACCCGCACGGCGGUGCGCUACUGCCUCGCCAAGGGUCACGAAGCUGUCGUCAUCUACAAUGGGUUCCCAGGCUUGCUCGAAAACAAUGUCUCGGUGCUCAGCUGGCUGCGCGUCGACAACUGGGCCACAAGAGGCGGCUCCGAACUCGGCGUCAACCGUCACUUGCCCGAUCUUGACAUUGGCGCUGUCGCCGCCAAGCUGCAGGAGCACAAGAUCGAGGGUCUGCUCAUCGUAGGUGGGUUUGAGGCUUUUAGCUCGGUCAAGAUCCUCAACGACAACCGCGAUCGAUACCCCGCCUUCCGCAUUCCGAUCGUCGGUCUGCCUGCUACCAUCUCGAACAACGUGCCCAUGAACGAAUUCUCGCUAGGAUCGGACACUUCGCUUAAUGCCCUGGUCGAUGCGUGCGACGCGGUCAAGCAGUCGGCGUCUGCCUCGCGAAACCGUGUCUUUGUCGUCGAGACGCAGGGAGGCAAGUGCGGCUACAUUGCCGUGAUGGGUGCUUUGGCUGCUGGUGCCGUGUUGGUCUACACGCCCGAGGUGGGCAUCGGCCUGCAGCAGUUGGGCAAGGACGUAGCUUUCCUCAAGAAGCGUUUCCUGCUCGAUGUCAAGGGCAAGUCGGAAGGCAGGCUGGUCAUCCGAAACGAAAAGUCGUCCGACGUCUUCACCACCGAGGUCAUCACCAAGAUUCUCAAGGAAGAGGGCAACAGCCUGUUCGACGCACGGUCCGCCAGCCUCGGACACACGCUGCAAGGCGGUGUCCCUUCGCCGCUGGACCGUGUCCGUGCUACGCGUCUCGCGCUCAAGUGCUGCGAGUUCCUCGAGGCCGAGGCUCUCAAGCAGCGCGGCGCUUCGUCAUCGGCUUCGUCCAAGACCGCGGGCGGCGCGAGCGAGAAAUCGUACUCGGACGACACGGCUGUCAUGAUCACCAUCCAAGGCUCGACCAUCUGCUUCACCUCGGCCACGGACAUGGCCAAGAACGCCGACAUGAAGAACCGCCGCGGAAAGACGGCCUGGUGGCACGAGCUCAAGGCGCUCGUCGAGCUGCUUGGUGGCCGUACUGCCCUUGCUGAACUGUGA
Sporisorium graminicola is the source of this 2616-nucleotide messenger RNA. RefSeq lists its product as uncharacterized. Gene Ontology annotation, cellular component: cytoplasm; mitochondrion; 6-phosphofructokinase complex. The transcript has a single exon. The record is from RefSeq and is a predicted model, not a curated record. Gene Ontology annotation, molecular function: 6-phosphofructokinase activity; monosaccharide binding; identical protein binding. Lineage: Eukaryota; Fungi; Basidiomycota; Ustilaginomycetes; Ustilaginales; Ustilaginaceae. Bases 1 to 2616 code for a protein of 871 amino acids. Gene Ontology annotation, biological process: fructose 6-phosphate metabolic process; fructose 1,6-bisphosphate metabolic process; canonical glycolysis.